Anarrhichthys ocellatus (wolf-eel) is the source of this 2921-nucleotide messenger RNA. RefSeq names its product paired like homeobox 2A (gene phox2a). The transcript has 3 exons. Lineage: Eukaryota; Metazoa; Chordata; Actinopteri; Perciformes; Anarhichadidae. The coding region runs from base 479 to 1384 and encodes 301 amino acids. Gene Ontology annotation, biological process: regulation of transcription by RNA polymerase II. The record is from RefSeq and is a predicted model, not a curated record. Gene Ontology annotation, molecular function: DNA-binding transcription factor activity, RNA polymerase II-specific; RNA polymerase II transcription regulatory region sequence-specific DNA binding.
CACUCACUGGUGGCAUUGUCAUGGAAACUAGACCACCGCCUCGCUAUUGUCUCGCGCUCUGCCAAGUUUAUUAUAAACACUGCGCGAGCCGCAGCGCACUGUCAAAACGGAGCGCGAGAGCAGAGAGCGAGCUGCAGUCCAGGGGAAGAAGCACCGAGGGGAGAAAAACCCAGGAGCAAGAGAAAGUGAAGGAGGACAGCGGAGAGCUGUAGAGAGAACAAAAGGGAAAACAUCUGGAUUAUUUACCAAAGAAAAACAGCCGCGUGACAGUGAGAUAUAAAAAUCUGGACAAGGAGUUUUGAAGAGACGAAACCAACAGUCCCGGGAGAUACUGGGGACACAGACCAACUCCGACCGGUUUGAACAAUAGUCACUAUAUCUCCUAAAAAUAAAAGGCGGCUGAAGACACACCAGAGCUUCUCAGAGUUCACCUCGUCGUGUUUGGCUUGCAGACCGGUGUUUGCACCGGCUCCUCUCCAUGUAUAAAAUGGAUUACUCCUAUCUGAACUCCUAUGACUCCUGCAUGGCGGCCAUGGAAGCGUCGGCCUACGCGGACUUCAGCUCGUGCAGCCAGGCCAGCUCCUUCCAGUACAACCCGAUCCGGAGCGGACCGUUCUCCAACCCGGGCUGCACUCCGCUCAGCACGGCCAGCUGCACCCUGGGAGCGCUGCGAGAGCACCAGCCCACACCGUACUCCUCAGUCCCUUACAAGUUUUUCUCGGACCCCUCCGGCCUGAACGAGAAGCGGAAGCAGCGGCGCAUCAGGACCACCUUCACCAGCUCCCAGCUGAAGGAGCUGGAGCGCGUGUUUGCCGAGACGCACUAUCCUGACAUCUACACCCGCGAGGAGCUGGCGCUGAAGAUAGACCUGACCGAGGCGCGAGUACAGGUGUGGUUUCAGAACAGGCGCGCCAAGUUUCGUAAGCAGGAGCGCGCAGCCAACGCCAAAGUCAGCAACUCUGGCGGCACCACGGGCAGCAGCUCCGGCAGCAGUUCUGGAUGCAAGAAGGGCGGAGAGCUGAGGUCUUCCUCUGACGACGACGAGUCCAAAGAAUCCACCUGCAGCCCCACGCCGGACAGCACGGCCUCCCUGCCGGGCUCGGCCAACGGGAACCUGGGCAGCCCCGCCAGCCUGAGUCCCAGCCCGGUUCCCAUCAACAGCGGCUACAUCAACACCUCCAGCUCCCCGGUCCUCCAGGGGCUGAAGCCGCCCAGCUGGUCCAGCAUGGGGCCGUCCAACCCGGCCGUGGCCCAGCCGGCUGCCCAGACUCAGGAGAUUCUGAAGGCCUGGCAGCCGGCGGACAGUAUGACCGGGCCCUUUGCUGGAGUCCUGUCCUCCUUCCACAGAAAACCCAACCCCGGCAUCAAGACGAACCUGUUCUGAAGCACAGGGAGAGAAAAUGAGAAGCAAAACAUUGUGCUGUCUGUACUGGAACAGUGAAGAGUUUCUUACCCAUUAUAACACUGAGUUCACUGGGGUAGUCGGCUGUAUAGGUCAGGGAGGCCCUCCGUCAUCCAAAAAAAAAAUAAAAAUCCUGUCAAACUGAUUCAAAGCAAAGACAAUAAAGUCAAACGUUUUGGUCACCAUCUCUCAACCCUAAAACAAUAUUAUGCAACUGCACCUGCAAAACUCUGGACACGGUCAGUUUCCUAAACCUGCGAUGACUUUAACUCUUCACUCUCAGAAGAGUAGCCCCUCCUCCGCAGAUAUAAAACACUAAAAGGAUGUUUGUGUGUCGCCGAAUCACAACCGCUUUUGACUUGAUAAACACAUCAGAAUAUGCAUAGCCGCAUUUAAUACAGCCUCUUUUCACUCUUUCUUGCUCACUUAGAAACUCAACAUUCCCACGGAGCCCUUUGGAGAGCCACACAUGCGCCCUGAUGAGCAUGGCGGUCAGGUACACGCGGGGUUUAAAGCAGAAAUCUAAACAUCACGCUCCGGUCUCUGCUGGGGAAAACUAAACAAACUAAACUUUUAUCCUCAAGCACAACUUCCUCUAAGCUCUGCUGACACACAGACUCCCACCAGAAAGGGAACAGGGUCUUUGCCUAAGCAGAGCAGGGCACCCUCAAAAUCCAAUUAGAGCAGCAGGGUCCAGACCAGACACCUCCCCAGUUCAUCCCUUCGUCCUCCUUAUUCUUUACUGUAUCAAGUCCUGACUCCCUUAGUCUCAUCCUCAAUGUAACCCCCCCUCCUUCAGGCUUUAUGGUCCCAUCCCAUCUCUCAGUCCCAUCAUGCCUUUCUCUAUCAAACAGUGGGCACUUUGUUCAAAUUCAGCAAGAGGAAAGUAACAAUUUGAGGCUCAUGGAGUUCCCUGUCCUGUUCUUUGGGUGGAGAGAGGUGUAAAAGAUGUAGUUAUCCAAAGAGCAGAACCUACACAGCUGUCAAUCUUAAUUAUUCCUGACUUGUCUCAUGGUACUCCAACAUGGUUUAUCACUGUUGUCACUGACUGAAGAGUUGUUUGAUGAGUCUCCUGCUGGACUGAUGGGAAGGAAUGAGUUUGUUGCUUCUGUCUGCGGUGUGAACUCUAUCGGACUAACAACUCAUCACCCACUCCGGCUCUCUCAUCAGUGUUUUUUAUUUUUAUUAACUCUCCCACAGCCGACGAAUAUGGGUCUUUGUCAGAAAUGCAACACAAGCUGGUAACAUGUUGGCAAUAUAUAGAGAGAGAUGCAGACAGUUGCUGGAGUUUUCUACUGUAUGUCCAUAACUAUCUGUUCCGUGUUUCUUUUGCAAAAAAAUGAAAAAAGCAGCUGUUUGUAUUUCCUCUCAACUUGCGAAUUGUGUAUCAUCUCUAUUUCAUUUUGUAGCAAAUCACUGAAACAACACUGAUUUCAGAGCUGACUUUUUAAAGAGGGUUUACUCCAGAGAUCUACUCAAAGAGAGGGGGGGGGGGGGGGGGAAACAUGUAUUUAUUAAU